Molecule: messenger RNA, 1803 nt
Organism: Penicillium malachiteum
Lineage: Eukaryota; Fungi; Ascomycota; Eurotiomycetes; Eurotiales; Aspergillaceae
Product: GMC family oxidoreductase
Exons: 5
Coding region: 1-1803 (600 amino acids)
Biological process (GO): secondary metabolite biosynthetic process
Molecular function (GO): flavin adenine dinucleotide binding; oxidoreductase activity, acting on CH-OH group of donors
Source: RefSeq, a predicted model, not a curated record
AUGGUUCUUUCUUUCUUGCAUAUCGGAGCGGCCCUGUUAGGAUUUUGUAUGAGCUUUCUUGCUUUGAAUGCAUGGGUUCCAUUCAGUUCUAGCUUUGACUAUGUGGUGGUCGGGGGUGGAACGGCGGGAAUCACAAUUGGCGCGCGCCUGGCUCAGCACGGCUCUCGAGUUGCAAUAGUGGAGGCGGGAGGCUUCUAUGAACUUCAACAUCCUGUCGCCAAGGUACCUGGGGCAGCGAUCAUUGGCAUUGGGUCCAAUCCAAAGACGGCAUCGCCCAUCGAUUGGAGAUUUGUGGUUCAUGGUGCUCCUGGUGCAGACUAUCGCGACAUUCACUACCCUAGAGGCAAGUGUUUGGGUGGAUCGUCAGCAGUCAAUUUCUUGUUAUAUCAGCGGCCAACCCAAGAGGCAAUGAUGAAGUGGGCUCAGCUGGUCGAUGAUCCGAGUUAUACGCUAGAGAACUCUUUUCCCUUUUUCAAACAAACAAUCGAAUUCACACCUCCUGGCCUGCGAGAUGGAGUCGCCAUGCCCUACAACGAGUCUUCAUUUAGCCCUUUGGGCGGUCCGUUGCAUUUGUCGUAUCCGAAAUACCCUAUGCCAUUUUCCAGCUGGGCGCAGCGAGCGUUCACAGAGGCUGGUAUACAUGAAGCGGAGGACUUCAGUAGUGGAUCACUGAUCGGACACCAAUUCUGUCCGAUGACAAUUCGACCCAGAGAUCAAACGAGGAGUACAUCUGAGUCCGCAUUUAUCGGGGCUUUCCAUUAUAUGGAGAAUCUUACCGUUUACCAAAAGACGAUGGCCACAAGGAUAUUGUUUGACAAUGACAAUCGUGCUGUUGGAGUGAGAGUGAAACACAAAUGGUCAUACACUUUGACAGCAACGAAGGAAGUAAUACUAUCGGCGGGCGCAUUUCAAUCUCCGCAACUCUUGAUGGUGUCAGGGGUUGGCCCAGCCGAAAUCCUUCAAAAACAUGGAAUCGAGCUCAUCGCUAAUCGCUCCGGUGUUGGCCAGAAUAUGUGGGAUCACAUAUUCUUUGGACCUUCAUACCCAGUCGCAAUAAACACUUAUACCAAGCUGGCGCAAAGUACGAACCAUCUUUUGACUCAGAUCUUGAACUGGUUUCUAUGGAAGAAAGGAAUUUUGUCCAACCCUUCAACAGACUAUCUUGCCUUUGAGAAAAUUCCUCUACAAUUUAGAUCGACUUUGACAGCCCAAGACGAGCAGGACCUCUCUUGGUUUCCUUCAGAUUGGCCUGAAUUAGAGUAUCUAGUCGCCUCUGCAUAUGUUGGUAAUUUUUCGAACCCAUUUUGGCAGCAGCCGAUCACUGGGCAAUAUGCGAGCAUUGUUGCUAGCAUUGUUGCACCCACCUCUCGCGGGAAUGUGAGCAUUCGAUCAGCGAACAUGGCAGACCUACCGAUAAUCAAUCCAAACUGGCUAGAAACGGAGACCGACCGCAAGAUGGCAAUCAUUGCUUAUAGACGUAUCCGUGAUUUUUUCAACACAAAAGCCCUGGCCCAUGUUCUAGCGGGACCUGAGUACUUCCCGGGCCGAUGGAUUCAAAGCGAUGAUGAAAUAUUAUCUGUGAUCAAACAGACAAUGAUGACAAUAUACCAUGCUUCAUGCACUUGUAAGAUGGGGGUUGAGAAUGACAGCAUGGCGGUCGUGGAUAGCCAUGCAAGGGUCUUUGGAGUCUCCGGUUUGAGGGUAGUGGAUGCCAGUGCAUUCCCUAUUUUACCACCGGGACACCCUCAAUCCACUGUUUAUAUGCUGGCUGAGAAGAUUGCUGCCGACAUAAUAUCAUCAUGA